AGCGCUAUGAUACCGCUCAUAUUAGCGGCGUGCGUUGUUAUUGUUUACUGUCUCUACUCGUUCAGCACACGCGGAUAUGACUACUGGCAGAAAAAAGGAGUGCAACAUGAAAAACCACUACCAUUUAUCGGAACCACAGGAAGAAUCUUUGCCCAGAAGAUGAGCAUGACCGAAUACUUCACGGAGUUGUACCGAAAAUAUCCAAAGGAGAAACUGGUUGGAUAUUACUUUUCGCGUGAAAAAGCUGUAGUGUUAAGAGAUCCGGAGCUUGUGAAGCGUGUUUUGAUUACGGAUUUCCAAUAUUUUUAUCGUCGUGGAAUCAAUUAUCACAAGGACGUCAUAGAGCCGAUGUUCAAGAACUUGUUUUUCGCGGACGGAGAUCUGUGGAAGUUGCUGCGGCAGAGGAUGACGCCCGCCUUCACGUCCGGCAAGCUGAAGGCGAUGUUCCCUCUGAUCGUGGAGAGGAGUGAGCGGCUGCAGCGCACCGCAGCCGCCGCCGCGGAGCACGGCGCGGAGGUGGACGUGCGCGACCUCAUGGCGCGCUACACCACCGACUUCAUCGGCGCCUGCGGCUUCGGCAUCGACGCUAACUCGAUCGACUAUGAGGACGCUCCAUUCCGAAAGCUGGGCAAACGUAUAUUCACGCCUUCUCUCAGAGAUAUCAUGGUUACUGUUGCAAAGUGGUUGGCACCGGAUUUGUUCACGCAUUUAAGAACUGUUGCUCCAGAAGUAGAACGGGGCACAUUGAGUUUAGUGAGAGGUAUCAUGGAGCAAAGAAACUAUCAACCUUCAGGCAGAAACGAUUUCAUAGAUCUUUUGCUAGAGUUGAAACAGAAAGGAAAAAUUGUUGGUGAAUCGAUAGAACACAGGAAUUCGGAUGGCACACAGAAGAUCGCAGAGCUAGAAAUGGACAACUUGCUGAUGGCGGCACAGGUAUUCGUGUUCUUCGCGGCGGGGUUCGAGACGUCCUCGUCGGCGACCAGCUACACGCUGCACCAGCUCGCAAUGCACCCUGAACAGCAGACCAAGUGCCAGCAGGAGAUCGACGAAGUACUUACCAGAUACGACGGGAAACUGUGCUACGAUGCCGUGAACGAAAUGAAAUAUUUGAAAAUGUGUUUCUAUGAAAGCAUGCGUCUGUUCCCAUCACUGGGUUUCCUGAUCCGAAAAUGCGCGAAGCCCUACACGUUCCCAGGAACUGGCGUGGGCAUAGACGAGGGUAUAGCCGUGAUCAUCCCAGUCCAGGGUCUGCAAACUGAUGAGCAGUACUUCGAGGAACCGGAGGAGUUCCGACCGGAGAGAUUCCAUCCGGACAACCGUGUACAAAAUCACGUGUAUCUGCCAUUUGGAGAAGGUCCUCGAGCAUGCAUUGGAGAGCGUUUAGGCCUGAUGCAGUCGCUGGCGGGGCUAGCGGCGUUGCUGCGCCAGUGCUCAGUGGCGCCAUCUACCAGCACCAAGCGGAACCCGCCCAAGGACCCUACGGGACACGUCGUGCAGAGCCUUAAGGGAGGUGUGCCGUUGCUUUUGAGGGAGAGGAAAAUAUACGUGUGAAGGCUGA
This is a messenger RNA of Cydia strobilella, 1558 nucleotides long. Its product is annotated as cytochrome P450 6B2-like. The transcript has 3 exons. Gene Ontology annotation, molecular function: monooxygenase activity; heme binding; iron ion binding. Bases 7 to 1551 code for a protein of 514 amino acids. Lineage: Eukaryota; Metazoa; Arthropoda; Insecta; Lepidoptera; Tortricidae. The record is from RefSeq and is a predicted model, not a curated record.